Fomitiporia mediterranea MF3/22 is the source of this 870-nucleotide messenger RNA. RefSeq lists its product as uncharacterized. Lineage: Eukaryota; Fungi; Basidiomycota; Agaricomycetes; Hymenochaetales; Hymenochaetaceae. Gene Ontology annotation, cellular component: mitochondrial inner membrane; nucleus. The record is from RefSeq and is a predicted model, not a curated record. The coding region runs from base 1 to 870 and encodes 289 amino acids. Gene Ontology annotation, molecular function: nucleic acid binding; RNA endonuclease activity; single-stranded DNA endonuclease activity. Gene Ontology annotation, biological process: apoptotic DNA fragmentation. The transcript has 7 exons.
AUGGAACAAUUACCUGGAACUGUUUUGAAGUAUGGGAAUCCUGGUCCUAUUUCAGAUCUUUUAGUGCGGAAGGCGUAUGUUACUGCGUAUGAUAGGAGGUUGAGGCAUCCAGCGUGGACAGCAGAACAUUUGACACUCUCCUCACUAGGCCGGUCUAUGCUCGAGCAAAUUAAUAGUGAUGAGAAAGGGGAUAAGGGGGAUAGGAGUCGAUCGACGUUUACAGAGGAUGUUGCUAUUCCUUUACAGUUCCGUGCACGAUUACAGGAUUAUUUCAGGAGUGGGUAUGAUCGAGGACAUAUGGUGCCUGCUGCGGAUGCUAAAAUCUCUCAGGAUGCGAUGGAUGAAACCUUCCUACUAACUAAUAUCGCUCCGCAAGUAGGAGUAGAAUUUAACCGUCAUUAUUGGGCGUACGUCGAAGACUGGUGUCGACGACUUACAGGAUCUUUCAAAGAUGUUUACGUUUUUACUGUUCCUUUGUAUUUACCGAAAUUGGAGUCGGAUGGGAAAUGGCGGGUGACUUACGAAGUGAUUGGGAACCCGCCUAGCAUCGGCGUCCCAACGCAUUUCGCAAAAGUUGUAUUAGCUACACGACCUUCUUCGCCUUCGACUCCUGACGUACCUGAGAUAUCGACGGGUGCUUUCGUGUUGCAGAACGCUGCGAUUCCGGAUACGACGCCGUUUGAGAGCUUUACUGUUCCCGUCGAUGCCGUUGAGCGGGCAGCUGGUCUCACGCUAUUCUCUGACCAGAUCAAAAAUUCGUCAAAGCAUAUUUGCAAGACGACGAAAUGUGAGGUUCUUGUGAGGAGGUUUGAUGAUGCGCAGAAACAGAUUAAGGCUCCUAAUGCUAAAGCUAUUGCUGCACCGAAGUAA